Chionomys nivalis (European snow vole) is the source of this 789-nucleotide messenger RNA. RefSeq names its product ferredoxin 1 (gene Fdx1). Gene Ontology annotation, cellular component: mitochondrion. The coding region runs from base 139 to 699 and encodes 186 amino acids. The transcript has 4 exons. Lineage: Eukaryota; Metazoa; Chordata; Mammalia; Rodentia; Cricetidae. Gene Ontology annotation, biological process: positive regulation of oxidoreductase activity; P450-containing electron transport chain. The record is from RefSeq and is a predicted model, not a curated record. Gene Ontology annotation, molecular function: 2 iron, 2 sulfur cluster binding.
CGGCAGGGCGCGGCCGUGGGUUAUAGGACACGCAGGGCGCUCGCGGGGCAGUAGUCCGCUCGUCACUGGACUCGAGGGACCCGCGGGACCCUCAGGACUGCGCAGGACAUCACAGGACCCGGAACCUUCGACCGGGGAAUGGCGGCCGCUUCGGGCGCCCGAUUCCUGCGCGCCGCCUGCGCCUCCGUCGCUUUUCUGGACCGCGGCUGGCUGCUGGCCUGUGGGGUCCGCGCGGGAACUGCCGUCCCUCGGUGGACCCCGAGCCCCGGCGUGCACGCAGAGACCGGGCGGGGACGGCCGCUGAGCUUGUCUGCGCGCGCGUGGAGCAGCUCAGAAGAUAAGAUAACAGUCCACUUCAAGAACCGUGAUGGUGAAACAUUAACAGCCACGGGGAAAGUCGGUGACUCUCUGCUAGAUGUUGUGGUUGAAAAUAAUCUAGACAUUGAUGGUUUUGGUGCUUGCGAGGGGACUUUGGCUUGCUCCACCUGCCACCUUAUCUUCGAGGAUCAUAUAUAUGAGAAGUUAGAUGCUAUCACCGAUGAGGAGAACGACAUGCUUGACCUGGCUUACGGACUCACAGACAGGUCACGGUUGGGCUGCCAAGUCUGUCUGACCAAGGCUAUGGACAAUAUGACUGUUCGCGUGCCUGAGGCGGUGGCGGAUGUCAGACAGUCUAUUGACAUGAGCAAGAAUUCCUAAGAUACAUUAAAAAGAAAUAUUUUCAUGAAAUUUUUACCUAUUUUUAUAAUUAUUUCCCAGUCUAAUUAAAUGAUUACACAACAGAAUAUA